Molecule: messenger RNA, 1158 nt
Organism: Zychaea mexicana
Lineage: Eukaryota; Fungi; Mucoromycota; Mucoromycetes; Mucorales; Lichtheimiaceae
Exons: 1
Coding region: 276-959 (227 amino acids)
Source: RefSeq, a predicted model, not a curated record
GUCUAUUUAGGACCAAUGCAUAACCUCCGCCUCUUUCCUCUCUCUCUCUCUCUCUCUCUCUCUUUUUCGCUUUCUUCUUUCUCGUUUCUCCAACUACUUACUACACGCUAUCCACUCCCCCUCUUUUCUCUUUUAAAAACAAAGUAAUAGUCGUAUAUACAAAGACCCACACACAGACACAUCCACAUCCACAACAAGACGCCUGAAAACGAACAACACACACCACCUUGGGUUUCUUUCUUUUUCUUCUUCUACCGUAUUGAUGUACCUAUAGGAUGACGGUUAGCAACAAUAUUCGUAAUCACCCGUAUACUUUUGAACAUGCGCUGCAACACUCUGCGGAUUACACACCGCCCCAAGUGACCCGACACCAGCGGACCGGGUAUUUUACAUGGCUCGUUUUCAUGGAGGUUAAAUGGGUUCCGUUCGAUGCCAAUAACCAGUACAAGCUAGAGCAUACGUUGAAUCUUGGCGGCACGUUCGUCGAUAUCCAAGACUCUCACUUUCCCGGCGUGAAACGCGUCCGCGCAUUCCCAAAAUCAAAUUAUAUUUCGUAUCUCGGCGUCAAGUACCGCUUAUCGCGCGUGAUGCAGCCAGAUGCUUGGAUCGAGCCACCUGAUCACGACGAACCAUCUGCUGCUACUGCUGCUGCUGCUGCUGCUGGCUCGUCAUCGUCCUCGUCCUCGUCCUCGUCGUUGUCUUCUUCAUCAUCCUCGUAUACCCCGAACAGUAUGAACCGUCUGUUGCCCGCGCCAUUUACUACCAUGUCCAAGGACGGCAAUAGCAAUAACCAUACCGGUGAUGGGAGCAGCAUGACGAUGAUGAUAACCGAUACUAAUAGCUACCCUAAUAAUAACAACAACAACACUGCGAAUACCACCAAUAGCACUAGUAAUGCUCGUCGGCUCAGUCACCCAUACCACCCGCUCGCUCGACCUGUGCCAUCCAGAGUAUCAUGAGAAUAAAGACGAACCAUCAUGUACUGCGGAGACGGACGACGACGACGACGACGACGAUAACAAACCACAAAAGAAAAAUUUCUUUUUUUUCCCCUUCACUAGUAAUAAUGUUUCCCCCUCCUCUAUCUCUUUGUAUUGUAAAUAGUUCUUUUUCUUUUUUUUUUCACAGCCCGCCAAAAAACACAUAUAUUAUUUAGCU